Messenger RNA from Lathyrus sativus (Indian pea), 1533 nucleotides. The record is from the annotation of a GenBank genome assembly. NCBI's taxonomy places the organism in Eukaryota, Viridiplantae, Streptophyta, Magnoliopsida, Fabales, Fabaceae.
AUGGCUAAAAUCGUUCCGAUCUUCGGUUUUUUGUUCUCUCUCCUUGUGUUGCUUCCUUCUCAGAUCGCCGCUGAGGAGCCAGAGGCCAAGGAGUUCGUCCUCACUUUGGAUAACACCAAUUUCCAUGACACUGUCAGCAAGCACGAUUUCAUCGUCGUUGAGUUUUACGCUCCUUGGUGUGGUCACUGUAAGUCGCUUGCUCCAGAGUAUGAAAAAGCUGCUUCUAUCUUGAGCACUCUUGAAACUCCAAUUGUUUUGGCUAAAGUUGAUGCCAAUGAAGAGAAGAACAAGGAUAUUGCGUCUCAAUAUGAUGUUAAGGGAUUCCCAACGAUUAAGAUUUUGAGGAACGGUGGAAAGAGCAUUCAAGACUACAAAGGUCCCCGUGAUGCUGAUGGUAUUGUUGAAUACGUGAAGAAACAACAAGGACCUGCAUCAACAGAACUUAAAUCUGCUGAUGAAGCCCGUGCUUUUGUUGGUGAAGAUGGCAUUGUUAUUGUUGGAGUUUUCCCUAAAUUCUCUGGGGAGGAGUUUGAUAACUUCCUUGCAUUAGCAGAUAAGUUGCGCGCUGACUAUGACAUUGCUCACACCUUGGAUGCCAAACACCUCCCAAGGGGAGAUUCAUCCGUGACCGGCCCUGUAGUUAGGUUAUUUAAGCCAUUUGAUGAGCUCUUUGUUGACUCCAAGGAUUUCAAUGUUGAAGCUCUAGAGAAAUUCAUUGAAGAAUCCAGUAUUCCGCUUGUGACUAUCUUUAACAAUGAACCAAAGAAUCACCCUUUUGUUGUCAAAUACUUUAACUCUCCCAAUGCAAAGGCAAUGUUGUUUGUCAACUUUACUUCCGGAAGUACUGAAGCAUUUAAAUCAAAAUACCGUGAAAUUGCUGAGCAAUACAAACAACAGGGAAUUGGGUUUCUUAUUGGAGAUGUUGAGUCCAGCCAAGGUGCUUUCCAGUAUUUUGGACUUAAGGAAGAGCAAGUACCUCUAAUUAUUAUUCAGCAAACUGAUGGCAAGAAAUUUUUCAAGCCCAAUUUGGAACCAGAACACCUUUCAGCUUGGGUGAAGGCAUACAAGGACGGAAAUGUUGCUCCAUUUGUCAAGUCUGAACCUAUCCCUGAGACUAACAACGAACCUGUUAAAGUGGUAGUUGGGGAAACUCUUCAGGAAAUAUUUUUCAACUCAGGGAAGAAUGUUUUGCUUGAAUUUUAUGCCCCUUGGUGUGGUCACUGCAAAGCAUUGGCUCCAAUCUUGGAUGAAGUUGCCGUCUCAUUCCAAAGUGAUGCUGGUGUUGUUAUUGCAAAACUGGAUGCAACUGCCAACGAUAUCCCAAGUGAAACCUUUGAGGUCCAAGGUUAUCCAACUUUGUACUUCAGGUCAGCAAGUGGAAAGAUAUCGCAAUAUGACGGUGGUAGGACAAAGGAAGACAUCAUAGAGUUCAUUCAAAAGAACAAGGACACAACUGGUGCUACUCAGCAAGAAGUAGAACAGCCAAAAGCUCCUGCUCAGCAAGAAGUAGAACAACCUAAAGAUGAGCUUUGA